GAGGGGGUUCGUGUGAAGAAGCAUGGGUGCUGGCUACCCGGAGAGACGUGACGCGCUGCUGUCCUUAGCUUCCUCGGAUUAGCAGAGACGGUUGAUCGCUUCGUUUUCCCCCAAGCCUCGCGUCUGAUUAAAACAAGCUUUGGACAGAAGAAUGGGGAACGUGCUGGCUUCCCCGCAUGUGUCAUGGCGCAGGAGGAGGAAAGCUUUUGCUCUCCCCAACCCUGGUAGCUUCGAUGAACUGCAUAAGAGUUGCAAAGACGUUUUUCCUCUGCAGAUGGAAGGGGUGAAAGUAAUUAUCAACCGACCUCUCAGUAGCCAUUUUCAGGUUAGCCACACCGUUCAUAUGAGCACAGCUGGUCUGUCCUGCUACCACUUCAACGCCAAGUACAUCGGGGACGAACAGCCCAGCCCCUUGGAGAAUUUCCCGGUGCUCAUCGGGGAUCUGGAUAGCAACGGGAGCCUGAAUGCCCAGAUCCAGUAUCUUUUCACUGACCGGAUCCGAUCCAAAGCUGUAUUUCAGACCCAUCACUCCAAAUUCCUCACGUGGCAGAUUGAUGGGGAGUACAGAGGUGAUAAUUACACAGGAACUCUGACUUUGGGAAAUCCUGACAUCAUCAACCAAUCUGUAAUCCUGGUAUCGCACUUUCUGCAGAGCAUCACCCCCCGCCUUGUUCUUGGUGGGGAGCUGGUUUAUCACCAGAGACUUGGAGAAGAGGGGGCCAUCCUCACGCUGGCUGGCAAAUAUUCUGCUCCAGACUGGGUGGCCACCCUAAAUAUUGGAUAUGGUGGAGCUCAUGCCAGUUACUACCACAAAGCAAAUGAACAGAUUCAAGUCGGCGUCGAGUUUGAAGCAAACACCAGACUCCGAGAGACGUCCUUUGCUUUCGGUUAUCACCUGAACGUUCCAAAAGCCAAUAUGGUCUUCAAAGGGUCGGUGGACAGUUCCUGGUGUGUGGGGGGAGUAUUGGAAAAGAAAUUGCCCCCUCUUCCCAUUACCCUGGCACUUGGUGCUUUCAUGAACCACUGGAAGAACAAGUUUCACUGCGGCUUCAAUAUCAUGGUGGGCUGAGAUGGUCCUAGGUGUUGGGGUGGACACCAUCAAAGGGGACUUGCGUGUUCUUCAAAGACUUGGCCCGCACUAAGGAACUUUCCCCUACCCACCUUCGCUUCUACACCCAUCUUCCUCUAGACUGAAAUCCAGAGGCAUGAUCGGUGGGGCAGAUACAGGAACAUGGGUUGUUCGGAAGCUGGCACCUGCCUUGUGACAAGGAUAAUGGUUCUUGUUGGCACGAUAGGUUUUCAGCGGGGAACACCUAUGGAAGUAUUCUUCAGAGGCGGCAGAACCCCUUGCAUUCCCUCUGCUGCACUCCGCGAAACAUUUUCCGACAAGGAACUGCUUAUAAAUUACAACAAUAAUCGCCCUCUUAAAAAUGCUGUUUGGUUGAGAUAUAUGUUCUGUCGGGACCAACGCAUUUUGAAUCCGUC
Messenger RNA from Spea bombifrons (plains spadefoot toad), 1485 nucleotides. RefSeq names its product translocase of outer mitochondrial membrane 40 like (gene TOMM40L). The record is from RefSeq and is a predicted model, not a curated record. Gene Ontology annotation, biological process: protein import into mitochondrial matrix. Gene Ontology annotation, cellular component: mitochondrial outer membrane; mitochondrial outer membrane translocase complex. The coding region runs from base 152 to 1069 and encodes 305 amino acids. Gene Ontology annotation, molecular function: transmembrane protein transporter activity. The transcript has 8 exons. NCBI's taxonomy places the organism in Eukaryota, Metazoa, Chordata, Amphibia, Anura, Pelobatidae.